AUGGCUUUCCCAAAAAUUACCAAUUAUAGUCAAAUCAAUUACAAUGUGCGCUUCCUUACAAGUUCUACAACAUGUACCGGGGUAUAUCGAGGAAGUUCAGCUACAACAUGUACCGGAGUAUAUCGAGGGAGUUCAGCUACAACAUGUAUCGGGGUAUAUCGAGGGAGUUCAGCUACAACAUGUACCGGGGUAUAUCGAGUAAGUUCAGCUACAACAUGUACCGGAGUAUAUCGAGGAAGUUCAGCUACAACAUGCACCGGAGUAUAUCGAGGAAGUUCAGCUACAACAUGUACCGGGGUAUAUCGAGGAAGUUCAGCUACAACAUGUACCGGAGUAUAUCGAGGGAGUUCAGCUACAACAUGUAUCGGGGUAUUUCGAGGAAGUUCAGAGAACGCAUAUGAAAAUACAUCGUCGGAUGCCCAUGGAUGA
Molecule: messenger RNA, 429 nt
Organism: Ostrea edulis (European flat oyster)
Lineage: Eukaryota; Metazoa; Mollusca; Bivalvia; Ostreida; Ostreidae
Product: thermal hysteresis protein YL-1-like
Exons: 2
Coding region: 1-429 (142 amino acids)
Source: RefSeq, a predicted model, not a curated record